AUGAAUGGAAUCAGACCUACAUUUUGGACUAUCAGCCUUCUGCUGUUCAGCGUUCUAGCAGCCGCUGAAGAUAAUAAAGCCCCAAAGGCCGAACCAAAUGUCGAAAUCCUCAACAAAGUGCUUAGUAAUAUGGAUGAGAGUGCCGAUCCCUGCCAGAAUUUUCAAAACUAUUCAGUUCGGUAUAUAAAACCAGUGAAGCAGCCGACUGUAAUAACCGAGUUCAUCACUAUGUUCGAAGAACUGAAUAAACAGACUUUUGAGGCGGGCAGCCUGGAGUGGAAGACGCAGCGGGUGUACAAUAUUUGCCUGUCUUCAAGAUUCGAUGGUCUAGAACCAGAGACAGUACUGACUGUAGAGGAACUGGAGCACAGGUUCCAAGUGUCCCUGGGCGAGUUUCUCAACUACUACUACGGUCGCUUUAUUUCACAGAACACCACAGUGCAUCUUAUGUACUGGAGAGACUUGUUACAAUUCAUAGAGCUACUGAAGAGCUUCGAUGCCAGUGAUUGGAAGGAUAAAGAAGAAAUUGAACACGUUUUUGAAUUAGCACUUGGGUUUCCCGAAAUCGAAGCGACUCAAAGUUGUGUCAAAUUCGUGGCAGCACGGAUGGGUCUAGCCGUCAACUUGCUGUACGAGGAGCGUUUCUUGGGCCCCGAAAAAGUGCGUCAGUUGCAGGCCAAAGUUCUCAAGAUUUUUGAAUCGGUUCGCCAGCAAAUCAACACUAGUCUGCAGGCAAACCCUCUAAAUUGGACCACCGCAGAGAUUACAGCUCUUCGGGAAAAUAUAAAUAAUUUUACUCUGAGCCUGGGUGGCAUUCCACAGAACGUAAAUCGCCGCGAUUACGUAACCGAUUAUUUUAAAGAUCUAGAGUUCUCGGACCGAGACGACAUGAAAAGAUAUGCCAAUAGAAAGUUUAGUCUUUGGCGACUGUUUAAAAGGCCAGACUACCGACCUUCGAACCCGAAUACAGUAUCCAUCAGGAAUAACACUGCAAUAGUAUCUUAUAGAUUACUGGCGAACCACACUUUUGAGCUGGAGAGCCAUGACCUCUUUCAGAUGACCCCGCUGGGCAUUCAUUUGGCAUUUUAUAUGCUGAAUAGUUACAAGCCAAGUAAUUGCAAGGAGUUCAACGAUACUCCACUCAGCCCUCGCUACUUUUACGUAGAAGACAUCAAUGGCACUCUACAACAAUUCUGCUGGAAAGUGCAUAUUGACAACAAGCUAUUGGCUAAGCAACACACGAUUCAUCUGCUUCUGGACCUGGUACAUAGGGCCUACUUCUCUCCGGACUCCAGUUUUAGCCAGACGCAGCCCAACUUCACCACCAAGCCGCUGAGUCAGCUCUCUUUCUUGAGGUUGGCCCAGAGCAGUGUCCAUCUAUUCGGUUUUCACACCGAACUGCUUAACAAUCUUUUGCCGAAGCAGCCGGCAUUUCUCCAAGCUUUUAAUUGCAAUAAAUAA
This is a messenger RNA of Drosophila biarmipes, 1461 nucleotides long. RefSeq lists its product as uncharacterized. Lineage: Eukaryota; Metazoa; Arthropoda; Insecta; Diptera; Drosophilidae. The record is from RefSeq and is a predicted model, not a curated record. Gene Ontology annotation, molecular function: metallopeptidase activity. The coding region runs from base 1 to 1461 and encodes 486 amino acids. The transcript has a single exon.